UUAGGAUAUUCCGAAUCAUAAGUCAAAACUCAACAACGCUGUCACCAUUCUUCUUCUUCUUCUUCUUUUCCUCCUCUUUCUCUUUCCCUCUCCCUUUCUGAUCCAGAAAAUAUUUUGACCCAUUUUGGCUGUACAAAUAAUAAACCUAUAAUACCAUUCAUCUGCCACCGAAAUCUACAACAUUUCAGUGAGCAUAGAAAGUGGGGGGGUUAGAGAUGUCUGGAAACGAAUCAGCAGAAUUAGGGCAGGUUGAUGUUGAUCCAUCAGUCAGGCAAGUUUGUGCAAAUGGGAUUUGCAUGCAAACAACCGUUGUUGAAGCAAAACUUGAUGAAGGAAACAUUCAAGAGGCUGAAUCUGCAUUGCGUGAUGGUUUAUCCCUCAAUUUUGAGGAAGCGCGAGCUCUGCUUGGAAGAUUGGAAUAUCAAAGAGGAAAUGUGGAAGGUGCUCUUAGGGUGUUUGAUGGUAUUGAUCUCCAAUCUGCCAUACAGAGAAUGCAGCCUUCUGUUACUGAGAAACAACCUUCUAAAAAGGGCCGCACUCGCAGCGUUGAGUCUGUGCCGGGCAUCUCACAGCAUGCUGCUGGUCUGGUGCUCGAGGCCAUAUAUUUGAAAGCAAAGUCCCUUCAGAAGCUUGGGAGACUGACUGAGGCUGCUCAUGAGUGUCAAAGUGUGCUUGAUGCUGUAGAGAAGAUAUUCGAUAAUGGAAUACCUGAUGUACUUGUGGAGAAUAAGCUGCAAGAAACCGUCAGCCAUGCUGUUGAGCUCCUUCCAGAGCUAUGGAAGCAAGCUGGUUGCUAUUCUGAAGCAAUGACUGCCUACCGCCGUGCCCUCUUAAGCCAAUGGAAUCUUGAUAAUGACUGCUGUGCAAGGAUUCAAAAAGCUUUUGCUGUGUUUUUGCUUUAUAGUGGGGUUGAGGUAUGCCCACCAAGCUUAGCUGUGCAAAUUGACGGUUCUUAUGUACCUAGGAACAAUCUGGAAGAAGCAAUCCUGCUGUUUAUGAUUCUAAUGAGAAAAGUUUACCUUGGUAAGAUCAAAUGGGACCCUUCAGUUUUAGAGCACCUUACAUUUGCUCUGUCUGUAUGCAGCCAAACCUCUGUUUUAGCUAAGCAACUUGAAGAGGUAAUGCCAGGGGUACUUAACAGGAUUGACCGAUGGCGAGCUUUGGCUCUUUGUUAUAGCGCAGCCGGACAGAACAAAACGUCCUUAAGUCUGCUGAGGAAGUCUCUGCAUAAAGAUGAAGAACCUGAUGACAUUCUCUCACUGUUGUUGGCUGCUAAAAUUUGCUCUGAGGAGGUCUAUCUUGCUGCUGAGGGAGUGAAGUAUGCACAGAGGGCAAUAACUAAUGCACAGGGUUCAAAUGAACACUUGAAAGGUGUUGGUCUCCGCAUGUUAGGUCUCUGUUUGGGGAAGCAGGCUAAAGUUGCAACCUCUGACUUUGAGAGAUCACGUCUUCAAUCUGAGGCUUUGAAAUCUUUAGAUGGUGCAAUGGCUUUAGAGAAUGAAAAUUCAGAUUUGAUGUUUGAGUUAGGUGUUCAAUAUGCAGAGCACCGUAAUCUGGAUGCAGCUUUGGGCUAUGCAAAAAAGUAUCUUGAUACAACAGGAGGAUCUGCUCUAAGAGGUUGGAGACUGCUUGCUUUAGUUCUGUCUGCUCAACAACACUAUACAGAGGCUGAAGUAGUUACUGAUGCGGCCUUAGAGGAGACUGUAAAGUGGGAUCAAGGACCUCUGUUAAGAAUGAAAGCUAAGCUAAAAAUAUCCCAGUCGCGGCACAUGGAUGCCAUUGAAACUUAUCGUUAUCUCCUUGCACUGGUUCAAACUCAAAGGAAAUCUUAUGGACCGUUCAGAAAUGCACCUCAGGCGGAGGAAGAUAACGUAAAUGAAUAUGAAGUUUGGCAUGGCCUGGCAAACUUGUACUCUAGCCUUUCACAUUGGAAGGAUGCAGAGACAUGUUUGGAGAAAGCUAGAGCGCUUAUCGAGUAUUCAGCAGACACUUUGCAUACAGAAGGUGUGAUGCUUGAAAAACGGGGAGAAAAUGACAAAGCGUUGGCUGCGUAUGUAAAUGCACUAUUAGUAGAGCCUAAUCAUGUGCAAUGCAAGAUCUUGCUUGGUGCUUUAUUGGCUAAAAUGGGGUCGAAAAUGUUGCCAUUGGCAAGAGCAUUAUUCUCGGAUGCAUUGAAGAUCGAACCUACCAAUCGCGUAGCUUGGUACCACUUGGGAUUGGUUCAUAGAGACGAUGGACGGGUAGCUGAUGCUGCUGAUUGUUUCCAGGCAGCUUCCAUGCUUGAAGAGUCUGAUCCCAUUGAAAGUUUCAGUUCCAUCAUUUGAACAUUUCCAGCUAUCUAAAGGUCAAAUGCUUAUUCUUUGAUUCUUUUAUUUAUACUGGUUUUGGUUACAAUGUCCAAAAUCAUCCUUAGAUAACAUACAAUUGGUAGGCUUUUUUUGGAAUAACUUCUACCUCAAUGUUUAAAGAAGUUUAGAUUAAUUGUACUAUACUAUCAUUUUAGAUUAAUGUUGGAAUUCUUUGAUCA
Nicotiana attenuata is the source of this 2527-nucleotide messenger RNA. RefSeq names its product tetratricopeptide repeat protein 7A. Lineage: Eukaryota; Viridiplantae; Streptophyta; Magnoliopsida; Solanales; Solanaceae. Bases 216 to 2324 code for a protein of 702 amino acids. The record is from RefSeq and is a predicted model, not a curated record. The transcript has 6 exons. Gene Ontology annotation, molecular function: protein binding.